This is a messenger RNA of Striga asiatica, 2460 nucleotides long. The record is from the annotation of a GenBank genome assembly. NCBI's taxonomy places the organism in Eukaryota, Viridiplantae, Streptophyta, Magnoliopsida, Lamiales, Orobanchaceae.
AUGCAGGAGCAAAUCUACACCGGCGACGCCUUCAGCGAACCGGAAACCGAGGAGGACGACGAAGAAGAUGACAAAGAACAUCAAGGACCCGACCCGGCCCCGAUGAAAAGAUCCAAAAGCAAAGCCCUGCUGGAGUUCCGGUUCCGUGUCAAGGAAGCCAUCGUCGCCGGCAACCUGUUUGUGAAAAGUCCCCAAAGAAAUCUCCCCAGAGAAAACGCCAGCCUCUGGGGCGUCCCGCUCUUCCCCAGCGCCGGCCACCACGCCACCGACGUUAUCCUCAUGAAAUUCCUCAAAGCCAAUCGAUACAAGGUGCACGAAGCCUUCAUGUCCCUCCGCAAGGCCUUGAAAUGGCGGGUCGAGUUCUGGCCCGACGAGAAGUCUGGAGAGGAUCCCAUGACAAGGCCGGAGUUGAGCAGCCUGUGGUUCACCAGCGGCAGGGACAAGGAGGGCCGGCCUCUGUGCUACAGUAUUUGGGGCAAAGAGUCUCAAAAUGCAAUCUUGGCCUGGAUUGGCGGCGGGGAUAUGAAAUACAGCCAGCAGUGUCUGAUGUGGAGGGUGCUGUGCGUGGAGAGGGGGAUAAGGAGCCUCGAUUUCGGUCCUGGGGAGGCAAACUCAAUCGUGCAGAUCAUUGAUCUGGAGAAUUCAAUGGGGCCAGCGAAGAAGGAGGUCAAGAUGAUCGACAAGAAGAUGAUUGGUCUGCUCCACAAUUGUUAUCCGGGCAUCGUAUACAAGAAUUUAAUCAUCAAUGUGCCAUCAUGGUUUAUGACUCUCAACGCUAUAAACCUACGGCUCAUCACACAAAAGAGCAGGAACAAGUUCAUUUUUGUGAAGCCAUCGAAAGUCACUGAGACCCUUCUCAAGUAUGCCACCCCAGAAAACAUAUUAGUCCGAUAUGGAGGUCUGAGAAGAGAGAAUGACGCUGAAUUCUCAAGUGAUGACAAAGUUCUUGAAGUGAAUAUAAGAGGAAGUUGGACUGAAUACAUUCAGAUUCCUGCUGGGGUUACUGUAACUUGGGAUGUAACCGUGGUUGGAUAUGAUGUGUUGUACAAAGAAGAAUUCAUACCAGAUGACGACUGCUCGUACAGAAUCUUGUUACAGGAAAAGAAAAUGGGAGAGAGUAUAAGAAAUUCAUUUCAUGUGAGGGAACCCGGGAAAAUCCUCAUGACCAUAAUCAACAGCACAUACACAAAGAAGAAGGCUUUCUAUAGGAGUCGUUCGAGCAACAGUAGGGCUCGUGCCAAAUUCGCAACAUCGAUGGUUCGCAACAUCGAUGCUUGUGAGCCGUCUCAUCGCAUCCAAGCCGAAGGUGGCUUCACUGAGUUUUGGAACCACGACGAAGACCAAUUCCGGUACUCCGGAGUCUCCAUCCGCCGCCACGUCAUCAAGCCACGUGGCCUCCUCCUCCCUCUCUACCACAAUGCCCCCGUCUUGGUCUACGCCGUCAAAGGUAAGGGCUUGUUUGGGGUGAUGAUUUCCGGGUGUCCGGAGACUUUUGAGUCUUCGUCGUCGUUCGAGAGGUCGGAGGAGGAGAGGAGCCGGAGCCGAAGGUUUAAGGACAGACAUCAGAAAAUCGAGGAAUUCCGGCAAGGGGAGAUUGCCGCCAUUCCAGCCGGAGCAGCCCAUUGGGCCUACAACGACGGCAAUGAAGAGCUCGUGCUCGUCGUCUUUCACGACAAUGGCAACAAUGCCAACCAGCUCGAUCAAAACCCGAGAUCGUUUUUCUUGGCCGGAAAUCUGGCAAGAGGACAACUGCAAGAGCAGUACAAGCAAAGGGGACAAGGCCGGCAGCAGCCACAUCAGCAGCUGGGGAAUGUUUUCAGGGGUUUUGACACAGAGACUCUGGCGGAGGUUUUCAAGGUGAUUAAGCCGCCGUCGGAGUACAGCCGCCGUGAAAGGGAGGAGGAGGAGAGGUACUAUGGUAGCAGGCCGGUCAACGGCCUGGAGGAGACUAUCUGCACGGCCAGGAUUAGGGAGGAUCUCGACGAGCCAUCAAAGGCUGACGUGUGCAACCCACGCGCCGGGCGGUUCACCACCGCUAACAGCCUGACGUUGCCUAUUCUCAGCUACCUCCGACUGAGCGUGGCCAGAGGCGUUCUCUAUAGGAACGGCAUAAUGGCGCCGCUGUGGUACACGAACGCGCACGCCGUGAUCUACGCGACCCGCGGGGAGUCGAACACUCAGAUCGUGGACCACACGGGACGGGCCGUGUUCAAUGGGCGGGUGAGAGAGGGGCAGGCGGUGGUGGUGCCGCAGAACUUCGCGGUGGUGAAGCGGGCGUCGGAAGAGCAAGGGUUCGAGUGGGUGGUGUUCUACACCAACGACCAGGCUAUGUAUAGCACGCUGAGCGGGCGGACGUCGGCCAUAAGGGGGCUGCCGGCGGACGUGUUGGCCAACUCGUACCAGAUCUCGAGGGAGGAGGCGCAGCGCCUCGAGCUCCAGGCAGGAGACGCUGAUCUUUAG